ACGCGAACAGCUCCUUUCGCGCAUUUUACAAAGCUGAACUCACGAAAAUAUUAACAACCUUUCGUUUAUUAAAUACGGUCUUUUACGGGAAGAAUUUCACUUGAAGAAGGUGGGUCAUCAUUCGGGAGAAGAAUUUCUAACAACUUUUAAACAUCGACACAGUCUAUCGAAUUCACUGAAAUAUUCAUUUACAUGGAAAUCUGCAAACGAAGUCGCUACCAGUCGUGAGGGACCUCGGUACGACUGUCGCGAAAAGACAUCUGUAUUCCACGAAAGUACUGCUGAUUAUACGUUGAAGGUUCGAACAUCGAUGAAGAAGUUCAAGCAAUGAUUAAAAUGAUUAUUUUGCAAAUCGCACUAUAUUUGGCCGCCUUCAAUGCCCCUUGCCUCCACGCCAGUGGCUAUUCCAGCGAACAAUGCUCACAGAAGAACGGCGAUUGUGACGAAAAUGGGUCCAUAUUGGUAAAAGCGACGGAAUCUAACAACAAGGAUUCGGGGAGCAUUUCCAAAAUUGAGGAAGAACUGAACGAUCUGCGCUCAAAGUUAGCUGAUUCUCCCGAGUCUCAACAAAAACUUGAUGAGGUAACGGACUGGGUGAAAAAGCAGAAAGACAAAAACAAAGGCAGAACAGAUAAGAAACCUUUUGAAGAAAUAGACAAAGUUCUAAAAACCACGGUGAAUAGCAUUGAAAAAUUUAAAACCAAAGAUCAUCUGCAAAUUACAACGGGUGUCCUGGACAUUGUCUCAAGUUUUACAAACCUGGUUGAUGUUGGGAAACCUUACGGGUUUGUUAUUCGGAGUCUUUGGGCUGGUGUGAGCAGGUUGUUGACAGAAAGUAAACCUAAUGAACCGAAUGUAGUGGAUCAAGUGGCAAAAGUUGUACACGAUGAGAUGGCUCACUUUAACAGAAGGUUGCAGGAUCAAAAAUACAACGGUCUGAAACGCCGCGUCUCCGAUCAGAUUCUCCAGUUCCGGCGCAUGAAGCCAGGAGAGAAAUUAGACGACCCUAACUUGUGGAAUGACUACGUGCAGUUUUUGGGUGAGCUUGCGAUCAGAUUCGAAUAUCCAGUUCCCUUCAAGUAUGAAUACAGUCAGCUGACAGAAGAUCCCGAUGUGGCAGAUUUCGUAACAGCUGUAGUUACGUACUCCGAAGCUCACUCUUGCUUCAUGGCUCUACUGUUCGUUGCCAAAGCAGUUUAUACAGACUUUGGCAUCGCGCAUGAAAACGACGUAGCCACUGUGGAUCGAAAAAUGGAUUGUCAAAUCAAUGAUGCUAAAGAAAAACUUUCUUUUCUGUCAGAGGACAGAUUUUUGACAUUUCGAGGAAAACUUGAUGGUGGAAAACUUACAAAAAUUGUAGCUUUAAGCAGAAGUAUCCGUGGAAGAAGCCUGGUGGAAACCGUUCGACACAGCCUAGGUUUGUCGCCAAUGCACCAGCUAUCAACAGUUGAGUCUUCUGCGAGAAAAGUGGAUAAACAGUCAGUGAAGUUGAAGUCAGUACAGAUCUGCAAUUGGUUUCUGCUCCAGUAUGGUGGUAUCAGAUUUUCCAUUCAGUUUAUCAAUGGUGCGGACUUUCCAAUGAAGAUUUUCUCGGGCGAAGUCGGCUGGAGUCAAGGAAACCAACUGAAGUUUGUACAAACGGUUCAGCCUAGCGGUCGGCAUCAUAUUGGUCUUCCUUUCUCGUUCUCCACUGCCGGCUUCUUAAUUCUGGAUGUAAACAACGUCCUAGGCUCCGAUGUAGCUAUGGAGCCACCUCCGGAAUAUACCAGGGUUAUCGAAUUUGCAGUGUCGAAUGUUUUUUUCGACACUAAGAUUAGCAUGCAAGACAAAACGGAUGCAGGGUUUUCCCGCGGUCUGGUCACCCUAAACGAGAGAUCUGAAGAUGCAGUUACUCUGUUCUUUUCUGAAGGCGGAAAAUAUUACAUCGCCAAAGCUGAGAUUUUUGUUUGUUGGCCGGAUCGCAUUUGGCGCUUUGUCGUUCAAGACUUUGACCCAGAAGCCGUUAGAGACUAGUGAGUCGAUCAAUUCGAAGCCUCAACAUCCCCUCCCCUGAGGGGGUCCACCGGGCUUUUGACCUUUUGAAGAUUGGUUUGUUCAAGUUGCCGCCCCUCGGGUCAAAAUUGCUUUCAAAUGCCCUACCCAAAUGAACUCAAAUCCACACUCUAGCUUUUAAAAAUUCCCUCAAAACUUUUGCUCAGUUUUUGUAUACCUUUUCAACUGAGCCAUUCGCUCACGAAAGCGACCUCUUUACCUCUUUAAAAACUCCUCCAUACUGUAAAAUUACACACGUGCAUUCCGUUAGGAAGACUUGACACAUUCAGUUCAAAUUCCCCACCUAACCCAGGCAAGGUUCAAAUUCCCCACUCCUGGGGCACGGAUGACGAUCAGAUCCUCAGGAGUGGAUGUUGAAGCCUCGAAUUGAUCAGUACAUAACAGCAUAACAGCUUAGUUCCCAGGAUGUCUCUUCUUCACACCCCUCUUUGAUGAGGGGGGGGGGGGAGAUCCUAUUAACAAAGUUGCUUGCAGAGGCAGGGGGGUUGUUCAGCAAAUCUAGAGAAGGCAGCUCAAAGAGUUGUUGCAAGAGCACAAGACAUCUCCCCUCUACUAGCUAUGGUUGAAGUGACUCUAUAGGUUUCCCCUGCUAGACUACCUUUGAAUACCAUCAUUUAACAUCAAAAUUUAGGACAACAAAACAGGACACUUAAAUGCUUUCCAAACACCUGAUAAAAAUUUUAUAAACCCAUGAACAAAAAAUAAUAGCAUAGCAAAGAAAGUGCAGUUCACCAUUGAGACAAAAGGAAAAAAUCAAAACAUAUCGAUGGAAAAAAAAGAAACAUCAGUACCUAUCGCUAUGUAAAUAUUUGUGUUCCACAGGCAAAAAUAUCCGACAUUAGUACAGAACACUAAAUGGAAAAUGAGGAUGGGCUGCAUCUCUUGCAACUUUCUUUUCGUCCACUUGAAAAUCCAAACUAUCACAGCAAACAUGUAAGAUCUCUUUGUUAACAUUUUGUACUGUAUAUAUUUUUAUUAAACCUUUCACUUACUUGAUCUCAAAAGUAAUUCUCAAUACUAUCUGUCAUACAUUUCCUCUAAAGUCAGUUCUGAGAAUUUAGCAAUGGAUCAACUGCUAAUCCCCUGGUUGAGAUUUUGUUUGUUCUCAUCAUCUUUCUUCUUGAUAUUGUAUUGCACAGUGAGAAGAAAUUACUCAUGGUAACUUCACAAAAAUGAAAGGGCUACUGAUAUAAUUCAUUUCCGUGCGCUUUGUUCCUGAAAACCCCAUGCCCUUUACAGAGAAAAUCACAGGUUUAAACUUUUCACCCCCAGGAGAGACUAACAUCUACUUUCUCCUAACAGUAUCCCUGCUGCAUCAAACAUUAGGGUCAUUAGAAUAAAGGAAAUGAUCAGCAACCAAUGAAGCUCUCAAUUGUUAAAUUCUCUAUUUCAAAAGCACAAGAAAUAUUAUAUUAAGGUGUAGAGGGAUCAACCAGUGCUGCUCAAGAAAUCUUCCCUUAAGGUAUUAUCCCUGGAGGAGGGGGAAAGAAUUCAAAACAGCAGCUGAAAUUGAGCCAAUAAACUUCAAAGCUAAGGGUUGGACUGGUCAUGAGAAUAAAGACCACCUAUUGCA
Orbicella faveolata is the source of this 3625-nucleotide messenger RNA. RefSeq lists its product as uncharacterized. The record is from RefSeq and is a predicted model, not a curated record. NCBI's taxonomy places the organism in Eukaryota, Metazoa, Cnidaria, Anthozoa, Scleractinia, Merulinidae.